GGAGGGGGAGGAGCCUUCCUCCCCGAGAGGGGAAGGAACCUCCCCCCCAGCCCAGCUUUCAGGGCAAAAUAGGUUGCGAGUGGGAGGCGGUGGCUGCGGCUCCACGGCUUGGGGAAGAUGGCGCCGCCGGUGACGGAGCGGGGUCUGAAGAGCGUCGUGUGGCGGAAGAUAAAAACAGCAGUGUUUGAUGAUUGCCGGAAAGAAGGCGAAUGGAAGAUAAUGCUGUUAGAUGACUUCACCACUAAACUUUUGUCGUCGUGCUGCAGAAUGACAGACCUUCUACAAGAGGGUGUAACUGUUAUAGAGAACAUCUAUAAGAAUCGUGAACCUGUCAGACAAAUGAAAGCUCUUUAUUUUAUCUCUCCAACAUCAAAAUCUGUAGAUUGUUUCUUGCGAGAUUUUGGAAGUAAAUCUGAGAACAAAUAUAAAGCAGCAUAUUUAUACUUCACUGACUUCUGUCCUGACAGUCUCUUUAACAAGAUUAAAGCAUCUUGUUCCAAGUCAAUAAGAAGAUGUAAAGAAAUAAACAUUUCCUUUAUUCCACAUGAAUCUCAGGUUUAUACUCUUGAUGUACCAGACGCAUUCUAUUACUGUUACAGUCCAGACCCUAGUAAUGCCAGCAAGAAAGAAGCAAUCAUGGAAGCAAUGGCUGAGCAGAUUGUGACAGUGUGUGCCACUCUGGAUGAAAACCCUGGGGUGAGGUAUAAGAGUAAACCUCUAGAUAAUGCCAGUAAGCUUGCACAACUGGUUGAAAAAAAACUUGAAGACUACUACAAAAUUGAUGAAAAUGGCCUAAUAAAGGGUAAAACUCAUUCCCAGCUCUUAAUAAUUGACCGUGGCUUUGAUCCUGUGUCCACUGUCCUGCAUGAACUGACCUUUCAGGCAAUGGCAUAUGAUCUACUACCAAUUGAGAAUGAUACAUACAAAUACAGAACUGACGGGAAGGAGAAGGAGGCGAUCCUGGAGGAGGAUGACGACCUGUGGGUGCGGGUGCGGCACCGGCACAUCGCUGUGGUGCUGGAGGAAAUCCCAAAGCUCAUGAAGGAAAUAUCUUCAACAAAGAAAGCCACAGAGGGGAAGGCAUCACUUAGUGCUCUCACCCAGCUGAUGAAAAAGAUGCCCCACUUCCGAAAACAGAUGACGAAGGUUAACCAGUGUCCUCGGGACAGUUGCUGGUAG
Messenger RNA from Psammomys obesus (fat sand rat), 1179 nucleotides. It is a transcript of the gene Stxbp3, whose product is annotated as syntaxin binding protein 3. Gene Ontology annotation, biological process: intracellular protein transport; neurotransmitter secretion; vesicle-mediated transport. The transcript is spliced from 13 exons. NCBI's taxonomy places the organism in Eukaryota, Metazoa, Chordata, Mammalia, Rodentia, Muridae. Gene Ontology annotation, cellular component: secretory granule; plasma membrane. The coding region runs from base 118 to 1179 and encodes 353 amino acids. The record is from RefSeq and is a predicted model, not a curated record. Gene Ontology annotation, molecular function: syntaxin binding.